Styela clava is the source of this 840-nucleotide messenger RNA. The record is from RefSeq and is a predicted model, not a curated record. Lineage: Eukaryota; Metazoa; Chordata; Ascidiacea; Stolidobranchia; Styelidae.
AUGGCUGCAUUUAGCCAAGCUGAAGUACUAAUUUUCGAAAAGCCCAAAUAUUCACUAUUAUCAGUAGAGUCAGAAAAUUUACCAAUUUCAAAAAAGCCAGAGAAUUUACCAAUUUCAAAAGAGCCAGAGAAUUUACCAAUUUCAAAAGAGCCAGAGAAUUUACCAAUUUCAAAAGAGCCAGAGAAUUUACCAAUUUCAAAAGAGCCAGAGAAUUUACCAAUUUCAAAAGAGCCAGAGAAUUUACCAAUUUCAAAAGAGCCAGAGAAUUUACCAAUUUCAAAAGAGCCAGAGAAUUUACCAAUUUCAAAAGAGCCAGAGAAUUUACCAAUUUCAAAGAAGCCAGAGAAUUUACCAAUUCAAAAUCAAAAGAGCCAGAGAAUUACCAUUCAAAGAGCCAGAGAUUUACCAAUUUCAAAAGAGCCAGAGAAUUUACCAAUUUCAAAAGAGCCAGAGAAUUUACCAAUUUCAAAAGAGCCAGAGAAUUUACCAAUUUCAAAGAAGCCAGAGAAUUUAACCAAUUUCAAAAGAGCCAGAGAAUUACCAAUUUCAACAGAGCCAGAGAAUUUACCAAUUUCAAAAGAGCCAGAGAAUUUACCAAUUUCAAAAGAGCCAGAGAAUUUACCAAUUUCAAAAGAGCCAGAGAAUUUACCAAUUUCAAAGAAGCCAGAGAAUUUACCAAUUUCAAAAGAGCCAGAGAAUUUACCAAUUUCAACAGAGCCAGAGAAUUUACCAAUUUCAAAAAAGCCAGAGAAUUUACCAAUUUCAAAAAAGCCAGACAAAUUUACCAAUUUCAAAAGAGCCAGAGAAUUUACCAAUUUCACCCGUUUCAGACGCCUUUAA